Molecule: messenger RNA, 1140 nt
Organism: Cryptomeria japonica (Japanese cedar)
Lineage: Eukaryota; Viridiplantae; Streptophyta; Pinopsida; Cupressales; Cupressaceae
Product: LRR receptor-like serine/threonine-protein kinase RGI5
Exons: 2
Coding region: 1-1140 (379 amino acids)
Biological process (GO): hormone-mediated signaling pathway
Cellular component (GO): plasma membrane
Molecular function (GO): protein binding
Source: RefSeq, a predicted model, not a curated record
AUGGCUAAUAUUUAUGGUCCUGUUUUUCACAUCCUAGCUAGAUGCAGAUAUGAUGGUAAUGGAUGUGGUGCUCAAGAACAAGGGAUAAAGGUUCCUUUGGAAAAUAAAUUCCAUGAUAUGGUAUUUGGGCUUGUCUAUGAUACUUUUAAGCGUACUAAAGCCUCAAAGAGACAAUCUAUUAGUGUUAAUGUCAUUUAUGCUUCUCUCCCAAUAAAUUAUCCAGAGUAUAUUGAUCGUGACUGUUCUAGUAUCCUCACUUUGGAUAUUUUUCCUACUGAUGAUUCUGUAGUUGGAUUAUUAGGAGCUUAUGACAACCUUCCUCGUUAUCACCAUAAUUGUGUUGAACUUGGUAGGCUUGCUCGACUUCAAGUUCUUCCUCUGAGAUUCAACAGCCUUACCGGGCCAAUUCCCACUGCCCUUUCAAACUGCAGUAAUCUCCAAAUUUUACAGUUGUCUAGGAACAAAUUAGUUGGUCACAUCCCGUGGGAGUUCAGCAAACUAUCAAAUCUGCAAAAUCUGUAUUUAUGGGAAAACAGACUGAAUGGGGAGAUACCGAGUUCAAUUUCCAAUUGUACCCAUCUGCAAAUUAUACUUGACUUAGACAGUAACCAGUUUAGUGGCACAGUGCCCUUGGAAUUUGGGAAAUUACUCCAACUUCAGAAGCUUGUUUUGUGGGGAAAUCAUCUGGUGAGUGGAAGCAGCAGUUUGCCUAUUCUAGAGGCCUUGACUAAUUGCUCCAGUUUAGAAUAUAUAGACUUGUCUCUUAAUAAUCUUACUGGAAUCAUGCCCUCCACAGUUGGCCUUCUCUCAACUAGUCUCUACUAUUUGGGACUGGCCUUGAAUGAACUAGAAGGAUACUUGGCGGAUGAGAUUGGCAACCUCACAAAGCUGGCAGAGCUACAAUUAAGAGGAAACUAUUUCAAUAGGACAAUCCCAUCAACUCUGUCUAUACUUCCAAAUCUUGAAAGGUCGUACCUAAACAAUAACAAUUUACAAGGAUUAAUACCAAGAACUUUGGGUCAGGCAAAAAGGCUUGGAUUGUUAGCACUGAGUGAUAACAUGCUAUCAAGGCAAAUCCUAGAUAGUCUUGGUGAUAUUCCCCAAUUGAGAGUACUUCUUCUUCAUCACAAUCAAUUAUGA